AUGUCCCUCAAGAUCACAAACUACUCUGUCCACGACGUCCGCUACCCCACCAACGUGACCGGCGAUGGCACAGAUGCCAUGAACAAGGAAUGCGACUACUCGGCCGCUUACAUCGUCCUCGAGACUGGCACCGACCUCAAGGGCCAGGGUAUGACCUUUACUAUUGGUCGAGGCAACGAGAUUGUUUGCUUUGCUAUUGAGCAGGUAGCCAAGCGUAUCGUCGGCCUUGAGCUCGAACCUAUCUUUGCUGAUAUGGGCAAAUUCUGGGACUUUCUCGUUGCGGACCCCCAGCACCGAUGGCUCGGGCCUGAAAAGGGUGUCAUACACCUCGCGACCGCUGCCAUCUCCAACGCCGUCUGGGACCUCUAUGCAAAGCACGCUCAGAAACCGCUUUGGAAGCUCAUCGUCGACUUUACUCCUGAAGAGUUUGUCAAGUCGACUUCUUUCCGGUACAUUACCGAUGCUCUCACUCGAGAAGAAGCUCUCGCUAUCUUGAAAAAGAAGGAGGCGGGCAAGGCUAGUAGGGAGAAGGAAGUACUCGAAAGAGGAUAUCCAGCGUAUACGACUUCGGUCGGAUGGCUGGGGUACUCGGACGAGAAGGUCAGGAGGCUGACAAAGGAGAGCUUGAACCAGGGCUUCAACCAUUUCAAGCUCAAGGUUGGUGCGGAUGCCGAGGACGACCUGCGUCGUGGCAGGCUCAUCAGGUCCAUCAUUGACGACCCCGCCAAUAUCCCCAAAGACCGCAAGCCCAUCUCGCCCGAGUCUAUCGCCGGCAAGAAUGCUGGUCCCACCGGCUGUGUCUUGAUGGUCGACGCCAACCAGGUCUGGGACGUCCCACAGGCUAUCGAGUAUAUGAAGAAGCUCGAGCCGCUCAAACCUUGGUUCAUCGAAGAGCCUACAGCUCCCGAUGAUGUCGUCGGCCACGCUGCUAUCCGCAAGGCCUUGAAGGAAGUCAACAUUGGCGUUGCUACCGGCGAACACGCUCACAACCGUAUGAUCUUCAAGCAGCUCCUUCAGCUCGACGCUAUAGACGUCUGCCAGAUUGACUCUUGCCGUCUCGGCGGUGUCAACGAAAUCCUCUCGGUCCUUCUGCUGUCCGCCAAAUUUGGCGUACCCGUCUGUCCUCAUGCUGGCGGAGUGGGCUUGUGCGAGUAUGUCAUCCAUCUCAGUCUUAUCGACUACAUCUGCGUCUCGGGCGAUAUGGAGCGAAACGUACUCGAGUUUGUCGACCACUUGCACGAGCACUUCCUCUACCCCGUCUCCAUCAAUGACGAGGGGCGAUACAACAUCCCGCUGGACCCCAAGGGCGGGUACUCUAUCGAAAUGUAUGAAAAGUCUAUCGAGGACUAUGUCUUCCCUGGAGGCGCUUAUUGGGCUGCCGUGGCACGUGGGGAGAACCCAGAGGUUAAGCACUAG
This is a messenger RNA of Cryptococcus amylolentus CBS 6039, 1416 nucleotides long. RefSeq lists its product as hypothetical. Gene Ontology annotation, biological process: amino acid catabolic process; carbohydrate catabolic process. Gene Ontology annotation, molecular function: magnesium ion binding; L-fuconate dehydratase activity. The record is from RefSeq and is a predicted model, not a curated record. Lineage: Eukaryota; Fungi; Basidiomycota; Tremellomycetes; Tremellales; Cryptococcaceae. The coding region runs from base 1 to 1416 and encodes 471 amino acids. The transcript is spliced from 9 exons.